Diatraea saccharalis (sugarcane borer) is the source of this 1525-nucleotide messenger RNA. The record is from the annotation of a GenBank genome assembly. Lineage: Eukaryota; Metazoa; Arthropoda; Insecta; Lepidoptera; Crambidae.
UAUCUAUAAUAAAUUCUAAUAUAAAAAAUAUUAUUAUAUAUAAUACUUUCCUCAGCAUCUACAGUGGCUACUGCUGUGAUACGGGACCUCAAAAUACCACAGUACUCUUGCACAUCGACACAACUCGAUGCAGCCACCACAAAAAUAAGCAAUUCCAAAAUCGAUCGUUACGCUACCACAGACAAUUCUAUAUCUAACGUCACCGAACAGGAGUACAAAGGGAUGGAAACACAAAGCCUAGACAAAUACCCGGAUCCAACUGUAUAUGUCAUGGUGAACGACAGACCCAAACUGACGAGGUUCCAAUGCUUCAUACAAAGAAUCUUUGGUAUAAAAUCUGAGAGAUCUUAUAAGAGCAUUGCUCACCUCAAUGGUCAUGUUUAUUCCGCAAGUGAUAACAAUAUUUCACCAAAUUCAGAAAAGAGAAGGCGCAAAGGUCUACGGUUCAGGAAGUUAUGCAGACCAAAGAAAAUUCAGUCAGAGAGCGCUUUAAACGUGAAGAGUCCAAUUAUCUUGACGUGUGUGCAAUCGGUGCAGAAGAAUUGCUUGAUGGACACUACUCCUCGGCAGUGUCCUAUUAUGGGAUGUAAGAUGAUAUUUUAUGGUAUCAUCAAUUAUAACGAUCAUCUCAACUUAUGCCACUUCACCGAACGGAAGUUCAUUUGUCAUUACUGUCACGAAGGCUUCGAGAAAGAAUACGACAAAUGCCAACACGAGAACGAGCACAUCGGUAUCAGCAAACUGAGCCUUCCACCUAGACCUACGCCUAGACAAAGAGUCGCUAGCGUCACUCAAACAGAUCCCGAGCUAACCAAGAGCGAAAUCCCAGAGGACAAAUUAAAGAAGAUCGUCUCGUUCUUCGACAAAUUAUCUAAUCCCGAUCAGGUAAUCGCGGAAAUGAAAAAGGACAGAUACUCGGAAUCAAACCUUCACUCUCUGCAAAGGUCUAAAGAUGACUGCACGGUGAAUACGUCCAGCAAUUCGGAUACUGAUAAAAGGACAUUGAGUUGUGUCAGUUUACACAGAAAAAAGAAGGGGACUGCUCCUGUGGAACCAAGUUUGAAUUCUAAAUAUUCGUUUAGUAAGUCGCCUGUAACUUGCCAGCUGUGUGGAGAAAAUUUCGAUUAUAGACGACAAUUAAGCCUACAUGUUGACUUGGAACAUAGAGUCCACGACAAAUUCUCUAAAUUCCACAGCUGUGCCGGCAUCAUGAACCCUCGUCGUCGCUGCGAACUGAUAGCAGAAGACGGGAAAAUAGACUUUAAGACGGAAGUAAAACGGGAUAAAGAUUUGAGAAGGAAAUCGGAGGAAAGCCUCGACUAUGAACCGUCCACAAACAUAGUUUAUUAUACCUCCAUGGAGUCUGUCAACUCUAAGAUACCAAUGGGCUACAAAUGGGAGCCUGGUACGAAAAUUAUUCGUGUGUGAUGAUGUUGGUGAUGUUCUAAGUGUGUAUCGUGAAGUGGCAUUUGUGUACGUCCUAUUAUAGUCAUAAAGUCCAGUGGUGUUUUAUUUAACGACCUCC